This is a messenger RNA of Metopolophium dirhodum (rose-grain aphid), 1175 nucleotides long. RefSeq lists its product as uncharacterized. NCBI's taxonomy places the organism in Eukaryota, Metazoa, Arthropoda, Insecta, Hemiptera, Aphididae. Bases 462 to 1175 code for a protein of 237 amino acids. The record is from RefSeq and is a predicted model, not a curated record. The transcript has 3 exons.
AAUUAAAAUGGAAGACUGCUCUAAAAAUUGGAAAAGAAGUGCCAAAAUAUGCUUUUGUCUGUUCUACACAUUUUGAUGACAGUGAUUUUAUUCCAAGCUCAAAAACUAGUUCACCAGCAAAAAUAAGAAGGCUGAAGAUUGGUGUAGUACCUUCAAAAAAUUUACCUGUUCGGUCACUGGACAAAGUGCUUUUAACUCCAACAAAAGAAAAAAUCAUUAAGAGAGCUGAGAGAUUGAAACAACGUCGUCAAAAUAAAGAACAUUGUCAAAUUUUAUUUCAAAAUGACUGUUUACCAGAUAGUACACCUAUUACUGAUGUAGAGGAAUUAUCUUCAUCUUCUACACAAACUAAUGUCUUGACCCAAGAAAAAACUACAGUAUUAUCAAAUGAAAUUAAAACUGCCGAUAAAGAAGUCCAAGUUAAUACAUUUCAUUCCGAUUCUCUUUUUAAAAGAAGUAUUAUGGAUUUGAUUAGAAAUGAUGAAGAUUUAGUUGCAUUAACAGGGAUACCCAGCAUGGACAAGUUGUUAAAACUUGUCAAUAUUGUUGAAUUUGUGAUAAAAAGUUUAAAUUAUAAUAUCAAUUUUUCUCUUGAUAUUCUUCAUAGAAUAGUGUUAGUAUUAAUGAAGUUAAAACUAAAUACAUCUUACAAAUGCUUGGCAGUUUUAUUUGGUGUUUGUAAAAGUACUUGUGCAAAUUACUUUUACGAAACAAUUGAUUUGUUAUAUUUAAUUUUAAAACCUUUAGUUUUGUGGCCUUCUAAAUCAAGUAUUUCUAAAAAUAUUCCUAAAUGUUUCAUAAAUUUCACAAGUACUAGGGUCGUAGUUGAUGGAACAGAAACCCCUAUAGAAGUCCCAAAAUGUUUGUCAUGUCGAAUUAGAACUUAUUCUUUUUAUAAAGGUAAACAUACUAUUAAAUUUAUGGUAGGCAUUUCUCCAGAUGGCCUAAUAACUUUUGUUAGUGAUGUGUAUAGUGGCAAAGCAUCUGACAAACAUAUAUUUGUAGAAAGUAAUAUUUUAGAAAAGUGUGAUAUAGGUGAUGGUGUUAUGGCUGAUAAAGGUUUCCUUGUUGAAGAGGAAUGUUCUAGGGCAGGUGUUAAAUUAUUUCGUCCCCCUUUUUUGAAAAAAAAUAAACAACUAUCUUUGAUUUCAAUUACUGACAUAUUAAAUAAUUAA